Pseudogymnoascus destructans is the source of this 5247-nucleotide messenger RNA. RefSeq lists its product as uncharacterized. Gene Ontology annotation, molecular function: protein binding. The transcript is spliced from 4 exons. The record is from RefSeq and is a predicted model, not a curated record. Bases 327 to 4007 code for a protein of 1226 amino acids. NCBI's taxonomy places the organism in Eukaryota, Fungi, Ascomycota, Leotiomycetes, Thelebolales, Thelebolaceae.
AAGGCUUCAAUCAAUCACCACCACUACUCCCUCUUCCCCAUUGUCCGUCUCUUUCUCACCAUCCUAUAAACCUACCUACAACUGUUUCGAAUGCUCAAAUAAAUUGUUUAUACUAUCUGCUUUGUCCUGCCUGUGCUACAUGGGUGAUUCGCCCGCAGCAAUAUCUACAGCCUCUCCCUAGAAACACAACUGCUACAGUACGAACUAUUCCCCAUCACUGCGCUGCUCUUGGCGUCGCUACAUCGCCAACCGACCUGAGCCCUGGUUCGCUGUCGGUUGAUAAACAAGCGGUGACGUUGUAGCUGGUCAAUCCGAAGGCAACAAAUAUGCCUGCUCCACCCUUCAAAGUCAAGGCCGUCUACGAAUAUACGUCCCCUCACGAAGAUGACCUGCACUUUCCGAAUGGCCAAAUUAUAACGGUUACCGAGGAGGAGGAUGACGAUUGGUAUUCAGGGGAGUACGUGGACGCCGAGGGGGUCAAACAGGAGGGCAUAUUCCCCCGGAAUUUCGUCGAGAAAUACGAACCGCAAGCUCCUCCGCGGCCUGUCCGUUCUGCGCGACCGAAGAAGGAGGCCGAACAAGCAGCACCUGUCCAACGCCCGGCGCCCGAACUGGCUCCAGCUCCGGUUGUUGCCGAGCCUGUCCCAGAGCCUGUCCCAGAGCCCAUUGUUGCCGAGACUCCAGUCGCAAUCGAGAAAGUCGUAGAGACGAUACCUCCAAAGAUUGAACCAUACGCCCUUGCCGUGCCAAAACAGGCUGAGAAACAUGCCGCUCCUGCGCAAGUAGCACCUAGAGCAGCCGCCCCACCUGCGGGGAGAUCACCCCCUGCAGAGGAACCGGAUAAACCAACGGGGUCUUUCAGGGACCGUAUCGCCGCAUUUAAUAAGUCUGCCGCGCCUCCACCAGCCCCAUUCAAGCUGGGUGGACUUGGUGGUGGCUCGAGCUUCAUCAAGAAACCGUUCGUCCCGCCGCCACCGAGCAAGAACGCCUAUAUCCCUCCCCCUCGCGAUACUCCCGUGGCAAAGAUUUACAGGAGAGAGGAAGACCCUGAGAUUGCCGCAAGGGAAACCGAGAACCAGGAGAGUGCGGAGAAAGCAGGACUCACCGCGACUGGCCAAGAGGGUGAAGAGGAUCAGCCAAAGCCAACGAGCCUCAAGGAGCGCAUUGCCUUGUUACAGAAGCAACAGGCAGAGCAAGCUUCCAGACAUACCGAUGCUGCGCAGAAGAAGGAAAAGCCGAAGCGCCCCGCAAAGAAGCGCACCGACUCUCAGCCCGUAGGCGAGCAACUGGAGUGCGAGGAAGUACCUCUGGAGAAGCAAGAGAGCCACGAAACAGUGGGCAGGCAAUCUAUCGAUUCUUCCAGAGACGAAACUGCUCGCCAGCAACCUCAAAAGAGACGCAAGUCAUCAAAGGGACCACCUGUUAUUCCGGCUCCUGCUCUGGAGGCUGACGGCAACGAUGCUGAUAUGUCAGGAGCGGGCGACGAGACUGAGGAGCCUGACACUGGACUUGAAGAUUCGGAUGCCAAGCCGACUGUUAAAUCGCACGCGCCACCUCCACCGGCUCGUGGACCUGUUUUCCCAGCACACGAACCUGAUGUAGGCGACGAGGAGGACGUUGCGAGCGAUAGAGAGGAACGAGAGGAGGGCGAAGAUGAUGAAGAGCAGGGCGAAGAUGAAGAAGAGGAGGAGGAGGUUGACCCUGAAGUUCGCAGAAAGGAGGAAAUCAGGGCUCGUAUGGCAAAAAUGAGUGGAGGCAUGGGCAUGCAUGGCAUGUUUGGUCCUCCCGGGGGAAUGCCCAUCCCUAUGGCGGGUGCAGGUGCGGCGCCGAAGAAAAAGAAGGCUGCUUCAGGCGAUGCACGGCCUUCCGGAGAGUACGGCUAUGACGAGAGCAGCCCCACGAGCUCUCGUGCUCCUCAGGUUCCGAUCAUGGCCUUACCGGGUUUGUCCAAGGUCCGUACGCCGGAAGAAAUGCCUUCUGGUGUUGUGAUGAGUACACGCGAACCGGAAGAAAUUCCGGAUGUCGAAGAUACUGUUGGGGCUGUCGCUCCAGCGCCUUCAGAACAUCGCCCUGCUCCCCAACGAUCAUCGAUGAGUUACGGUAGUUUUAAAGCUCCGGCUGUGCCCGGUGGAAGGCCAGCACCACCGCUAGUGCCUGUUGAACCUCGCCCUGCACCUGUAGCAACCGCGUUGUCUCCAAGUGCUGGGUCUAUAUCGGACGAUGAGUUAUCUACCCGGGUAUCAGCACAAACACCAACAGGUGAAGCUCCACCCAAGUUAACGGCGGCUCCGAACCUUCCUAUAAGGGAAGAGAAACCAAUUCCUUCGGCGUUGUCAACGGCGAAGGCUGGGUCGUACGAACCAAGCCCUGUAUCUCCUACCACACCUGGUGCAAACAAACGAGCGAGUCGUGUUCCACCUAUUCCUGGUUCCAGCCCUGUUGUCGGUGCUGGUCAGACCCGUGCUCCACCGCCCCCGCCGCCGACAGGUUCGCUGAGCCGGGCGUCAACUGGCGAUGCUAGAUUUGCGCCGGUGCCCACUUCCACUCAGCGCGAGGAGACUGACGAAGAGGUCACUGAAUAUGAGGGGGACUACGACACUGAUAUUGCCCCUACAGAGCCGCAUAAAGAUGCAUUGAAAGCGCAGGCUAGAGAGUCAAGCAUCGAUGAUGAGUCGGCGAGGUCUUCCUUUGGUUCCCCCGCAGGGCCACCUCCACCACUGCCGCCGGUUGCGGCCCCUCGUGGUGUACCUCCGCCCCUCCCAUCGCAACCUCCGCCACAUGCUCGCCAGUCUUUGGAUAUGCCACGGGCCGUGCCGCCACCGCCACCACCACCAAAGCAAGAGACCUCAGGAGAUUAUGAUGAAGACGAUGACGAGUACGACCCAUUCAAGUAUACGGCCCCCAAAUCGGGUGUCCCAGUGAGCGCCGCAACGGUUAGAAAGGUUUCUGGUGACAGCGAAGACUUGUACUCAACUUCUCCUCCACGACACGCCCCUCCUCCUCAUGAUGGGCGGGCUCCGCCUCCACCUCCUCGUGAUGCAGCGCCCCCUAUCUUACCCACCGCUUCCGUUGCUCAGGCUGAGAGAGCCGCACCGCCCCCACCACCCCGGGAGCUUGCCCUUACUCCAACCAAUAGAGCAGCGCCAAGACAAUCUGUGGAUGUACAAAGAAGUACUGGACCAACACGGCGAUCGACCGAUUUGAACCGAAUGUCAAUGGACCAUGGUUUUAUCGCCAACGAUGUGGACUUGGCGGAAGGCAGCUUAUGGUGGACCAACCCCAGUGGUGUCCCUCCAGCAUUCCAUGGGCGGAAGGAUCUCCUGCAUGAAGCCGAAGAGUCGACUGUUAGUAAACGAGGCGGGAAGUUUGUGACUACCAAAGAUCUUUACGUGUUAUUCCCCGACUAUUCACAAACUGUGGUCACUGUUCAGUUCGACCCUCAGAACCCAUCCGACGCUACAUUCGAGCAGCGCCACGAGCAACCCCCUUCCCGCCUGCGCCAAGAUCAGCUGGAAGAAGCGCACGAGCGCUUUGGUAGCCGUAUCCACGACGCUGUGGUCGCCAAGAAGGAAGUUGUUGUCGCAGACGGCACCCCAGCUGGCCUAAUCCUUGAGCUUCUAAAGCCGUUCAAGGAUGCCUUGCUUCCCAUUGGCACACGAGCGUAUGGUGCCCUGGUCUACAGCAAUAUCGGGAACUCACUGACGUCCCAAUUCGACGAGAUCCGACCGGGCGAUAUCAUCACCCUGCGUAAUGCCAAGUUCCAAGGGAAACACGGCCCGAUGCAUGCCAAGUACACGGCCGAAGUCGGGAGGGGCGAAGGCCACGUCGGUGUGGUUGCGGAGUGGGAUGGGCCGAAGAAGAAGGUGCGUGCUUGGGAACAAGGACGGGAAAGCAAGAAGGUUAAGCUUGAGAGCUUUAAGUUGGACGAUCUCAGAAGUGGCGAGGUCAAGAUCUGGAGAGUCAUGCCGAGGAGCUGGGUGGGCUGGGAAGGCGAGAAUUCAAAGUGAGAUACGCGUGUGGCAAGGCCAUGAGGUAAUAAGCGCGUAGGUGGUGAUAGGUGUAUUUAGUUCACUCUGCUAGUAGCAAUGUGCCAGUACCAUACACACCCCAUUGUCAACUUUGUCUUACUUCCGAUCCCAGGUCACACCGCCUCGACGGGUAGACACAGCAUAUGCAGAACGGCAUGGAAUUCAUAUUCUUCAUAUAUUGUAAUAUACAGUUACAUCUAGUUCGGGCGAAGUAUGUACAUGACGGCCAGCCCUGCCACCGCAGCACCCGUCGCCAGGCCCUCUAAUGCUACAAGCGUGACAUCUUGUUUCCGCAGCGAGACCUUCUCCUCGCUGAAGAGGUUCUGUACUCGCGCUACACAGGGCGAAACCAGACCUUCUUUCCAGGUAUUUGGUUGGCGCCACUGCAGCGAGAAUUCGGGCGUCUUACCUUCUGUCUCUAGGGGGGUUGCCUCGGGGCUACCAGUCGUCUCUAUAAUCCCAGCGGCCAGCUCAGGGGUAGUUACCCCUAUCAACUCCACCUCGAGACUCUGCUCUUUUGCCUCUACGGCUUCUACGCCACCGGCAGAGCCAGCCUCUCCAUCCUCAAUUCUCAAGACUUCCCUCUCCCUCUCCAGCGCCGCCAGCACUUUAUCUUCAAAUCCCUUCGUCAGCCUCUCCCUCCUCCACGGCUCAAACCCGAACUGAAACACCAAGAACAACAACACAUUGACCCCCAUCAACCCCCACGUCCCCCACGUACUCAUCCUACGAAUCUUAUCCGACCAAAUCUGCUCCUCAUGAUACCUCGCCAAAAUGGCAGCAUUGAGUCUCGACCCCGCCUGCUCCGCCGUCCUCUCCGCAUCCGCCAACCGCUGCGUCGCCUCCUGCACCGCAUGCUCAUUCCCAUGAUCGCUGCGAUACAGACUCGUGAAGCGCUCCAGGUCAAUCGGCGUCCACGUAUCCUUCCUCGCCAGCAGCGUCGUGACCUCGCGCUGGCUAGCAGCGCGGUCCGCGACGAGCUGCUUGUAGUUCUGGCGCGAGACGCGGACGUCUUCCUGCGAAGCCUCGAGGUGCUGCUCGUGCGCAGUGAUGGUGCGUUUUAGGGCCUCGAUGCCGGAGUAGCCGGUGAGGUCAUUGAGGUGCUGCGAAGCGAGGAAGAUGUUGCCUUGCAGGUUGUCCAUUAUGUUUGUGAGGCGCUUGGAGAUGUGGGAGCGGCGGCGCUCGGAGGCGGAGGGGAGCUCGCCACUGUUGGGCGUGA